Messenger RNA from Musa acuminata AAA Group (dessert banana), 6103 nucleotides. RefSeq lists its product as uncharacterized. The record is from RefSeq and is a predicted model, not a curated record. Bases 3262 to 3801 code for a protein of 179 amino acids. Lineage: Eukaryota; Viridiplantae; Streptophyta; Magnoliopsida; Zingiberales; Musaceae. The transcript is spliced from 4 exons.
GUAUUUCUGAUAGAUUGGGCAUUUCCUCUCGUAGAACCUCUUCAAGAUGAAGAGAUGAACCAACCAUUAGGCAAAGGCCUUAUUGAUUUCCUUUGAAUACAAGUGCUAUGAAUCAAGGAAAUGCAGGCAGUGGUGUGUGUGGUUGAUGUUAAAUUGACAAAAAGCUAUAGACCCUAAUCCUGCUGUUGUAGUCUGGUUGCAGUUGGACUUUUAGCUAACUCUUGUUAUGUUUUUAGAUGUUCAUAUUUGUUUGUGAAAAAUGGCACUGAGAGAGGCUUUGAACAAUAAAUAAACUGGAACUUGUUGUUUCCAGUAUUAAUGCUUGUUAUGUUUUUAGAUGUUCAUAUUUGUUUGUGGAAAAUGGCACUGAGAGAGGCUUUGAACAAUAAAUAAACUGGAACUUGUUGUUUCCAGUAGCUAGUUAGUAACUGAGCAUUUAGUCAUCCAAGUUUGGCUAGUUCUCUGGAACACCAACUGAAGACUUAUAUGGUGUUCAGAUUCUUGUUAUAUAUCACCUUUUGAUAUCAAUUAUACUCCUCUAUCAGGUCAAAUUCUUUCAUUCUCUUGAGUGUGUGUCUAUGGAGGCCUUGACUGUUUACAUAUCUAGGCAGUUAUGUGAAUUUGCAUGGCAUGAUGCUAUUCAGCCCUGGAGUUAAUCUCAGCUCUUGCUAUUGGUUUUCCUUGGUUUGAAAGCCAUAUUUUUAGUUGGAAAAUCUAAUGGUAUUACUGCUCUGGCAAAAUUUGUGGCCUUAAUGCACUAACUUCAUGAAUGAGGACAGGUUAGUUAAAUUGUAGUUUUCAAAGUUCAUGUUGUCCAAUAUUGAAUCUUUCCCCCUCAUGAUUUAUAAAUUGUCCUCUAUUAUUGUGAGCAGUAGGUACACAAUUUAUUGGGACAACUAUAUUUCCCUUCGGUUUAAUGUAUGAAAUGUAUCUUCAGCUCUUAUGGAACUAUAUUUCGUUGAAUACAAAUUAGUCUUACAUGCAUUCCUAUCCAUGGGACCUGGAAAAGAGAGCACUAAAUCUAUCCAUGCCAAGAGCAUUAUAUAAAUUAAGCUGUAAAGGUUGUCCUUUACAUUUCUUGCAAAGAAACAAUUUACUUAAACUGCGAAUGAUCCCCAUAUAUUGAAAGAUUCUAUGGAAAUAAAUUGCUGCAGCAUAUAAGCCUGUGAUCUUGUCAACCUGGGUUGGAUGUGAUUCUCAAUAGAUUUUCUAGUGCCCAGCCUUACAAAGAAGAACCACAUGGCAAGGACUCCUGUUUGACUUGAUGGACUGGAGCUCUCACCCAGCUUUCUUCCUAAAUCGACAUUGGCAAGGAAAUUAAGACCUAGAUAUGAACUUGUAACUUGUAAAAAUUGCUCCCAGAAAAUUUCAGGGACAAUCUCAUAUCUUUAUAAUUUCAGAAUUAGUGUUUCUCUUUUUUUUUUUUUAAGAACAGUAAUUCUUCUUUUACUAGUUGAAUAAAAAAACAUGCAUGUUCAUUUUGACAGUAAAUGAAAGAGACAGGUACAGUUGAUAUCCCUUUGUUUCAACACUGACCUGCUUGCACAAGGCUCCUGUUAAUAUGUGAAACCACUGCUUUUAUGAUUCCGACAGGAAUCACCCAAGUUGCAAAUUACAAAGGAGGCUUGAAUUAGAUAUAUAUGCCACACAGAUACAGGUAUGUACUUUAUUAGUUGGAUUUUAGAUUCCAUUAAUAAUUGCUCCUUUUUAAUAUAGAGUUGAAUGAAAUUUAUAGGCCACACAGACACAGGGAUGAGCUUUAUUAGUUGUUCCAUUGAUUCCACAAUAAUUGUUGGCCCCUGGGUUUCUAGUCCUUAAUUCAUUACAUCAACUUCUUCCUUUUCUUCUCUGAACAUUCAGUGAACCAACUUCUUGACAAGGAAACUCCACAGCAACUGAGAUGGGCUUUGGUGGGAAGAGCUUGACGUCUGGAUUCACCUGCAUGGCUACUGCAUAUGUGACUUGGCUUCAUCAAGGUAAAAUUGUCUCCAACAAGUUCAAUGUGUUGACUGUUGUUUUCAUGGUAGCCUUUAACUUCAUUGUCUUUUCUUGCAUGAGAUAUCCUUAACAAGGACUGUCUUGGAACUUACUGGUGGUUGUUUAUUGUGUCUGCUCUGAAUAUUUUACACUGCAAAUGUGUGUGUUUUUGUUUCUAUCAAGAUUCAUACUGAAGCAGCAAGUUUAGACUUGUUAUCAUGAAGGUGUUUCUACUGCUCUAGCUUUUGAAUAGAAUGCUGUGUUGAAACCCAUCCUUUUAGUCUUAUUUCUUCACUUGUGUUAGUAUAAAGUAAAAUGCCACUUGAUUAGCUUUUUCAUAUAUGAUAUAUCAAUAUAAUUGCCAAAAUGUGUUGUUUAUUUGUCAAUCUGAAGUCUGAUUCAUGUAAUAUUCUCACUUGUACUCAUUUUAUAUUCAGAUCUAAUAUUCAUAUCUUAAAUCAUAUCCAUUAGUCAAACAUAGAUGCAAAUCUGGUCUUUUUGCUCACCCCUACAUACAUGAAAUUGGACCAACCUCGGUCAAAGUAAUUAAUCUACAAUUGUCCUUUGAUUUCCUGUAAGCAGAGAACUUUGUCUGAACACAUUGGCCAUGAGAUGCAAAGAGUAUGACUGUUCUUCCAAUACACAUGUUUAGAACAGUGAGAGAGUCACUUUCAGAUAAAGCUUGUCAUCACAAUAUCACUCCCUUUUCAAUGACCUUUGGACAUGUUGCUUGAUGAACACCUCCAUUCACCAACUAUUAUUUCUCCCAUCCUACAUUACAACCAUAUAUCUUACCAAUUUCUACAUCAAGAAGAGAUACAUAUACAUACACACCUGCAACAAAGAGUUGACCAGGAUGAUAAAUAAUAGGUCAAUGGUCCCGGCGGCUUUCAGUAGCUGAAAUAAAUAUUAUUAUUUAUAUUAUAUAUACAUAAUGUAAAGCUUUUAUAUAUAUAAAUAAUAAUAUUGUUUCUUCAUAGGCUAAGUGUAGGCAUUAUAAUCCUUGAGGCCAUGUAUAUAUAUAUUUAUAUAAAUAUAUAUGGUCUUAAGCUAGGAUUUAUUUGAAGUCGUUUGACUACGUUACAUGGUGUGGGUCGGGAGCGGUCGCUUCAUGAUUCGUGCAGGAUUAGUGAAAUCGGACGACCGCCAUGCACGGACCACGAUAAGUUCAACACACUUGGAGGAACAACGCAACAAUUUACCCUCUUCACCUCGCGCUCUCGUCGCUAUAAAACCACGGCCCUUUUCCUCCGCAGGUACUGUCUCUCUGAGGCUUUAGUGGAGAUGUGGUCACCGUCCACCACCAGCAAGGACCUAGACGCCGGAUCUCCGCGGUACGGUCGGCCGCUGCCACGGAAGAGCAGACCCAUUCGCAUUGACGAGCGGGCAUCGCCGUCCCGCCCCUCCUCCUCCGCAGUCCCCUUCUCGUGGGAGCACCGGCCGGGCAUCCCCAAGACCUCCGGCCCCCUCACCUCCCGCCCGACAGGGCCCCUCCUCCCCCUCCCUCCCUCUCUCAGAUCCGCCCCCGCCGGCAACUCGCGCAAGAAGCGACCCGUCGCCACCUCCGCCGUUGACCCCUUCGCGACGGCGCUCGCCGAGUGCGCCAAGGACCCGGCAGGCCCCGCCAUCGAGGAGCUCCUCGCGAGGGGCGGUGGUUCGGUCGUCGAGCGGCGCCGGAGAGGGCCAGCGGCGGCGUGGUCCGUCUCCGACCGCCUCGGGCUCUUCGGCCUCUACGCCUCGUGCAAGGCGACAUGCGCGGUCGCCGACUCGGCCGUCCGCGUUCCCCGGUCCGGGCCGUCGAACCACUGCCCGGUCCAAAGAUAAGGUUUCGGCCUUUCAAAGAAUCUGAUGGUCAUGGCCCUUUUGAUUGGGACAGAGCACAGUUGAGUUGAGAUCAACGUCACCGGAUACACGAUGAUGGCUGAUGUGCUGUUGUUCCUGGUCUAAGGAGUCAAUCGAGAUGGUGUCGUAGAGCUCUCGUGCAUUGCUUCCUCUUUGUGCCUAAUAAAAUUCUUCGAUCGUCUUUUGCUUUGUCAAUACUGCUGGUGUUAUGUAAACUAUACUGCUACUAACAUUCUUCUCGGAUUAGCCUUCUGUCCCUCUGGUUCGGUCUGCUUCUCUGAUUGCAGACUCUUCAGCCUCUCUACUCCAGUUGUGACGCUCGUGUGCGCCUUCUACAUCUCCAGGUAGUCAUGAUUACAAUCCAAACCGGGUUCCGAGAAUUCCACUGCUCUCACCGCGGUAAGAAGUGGUAAAGGUAUGCAUGGCGGACGUCCGAGUGGAAAAGACAAGCAAACAAGAGGGUGACGGAGGCAGCGCGACAUGUGUUUGUGGGAAUGCCCCAGUGGCCAAGCCGCUACUGCUGCAACUUUACAAAAGCUUGGGUCUCCAUCCAUAACAAUGAUGGUAAUACUUGGCAGCAACACUCGAGUAAUGCAGAAACAGUAGAGAUUUUGCCUGCCGCUGCAGACGGCUUUCCCGUGGCAACUGCAAUCUGUUGGCGCAUCAACCUCAUCAUCAGACAACGCGAUUCCACCGUUCUUCGGCCGACGCCCUCGCCGCCCGGAACUCGUGCAUGAGGAUUCCUGGUCGGCCGCCGAGUCCCUCCACCUCGCCGUGCAGCCUCUGUCGCAGCCGUGCCACUGAGACCGCGUACGCUGAGCUGGAGCACGCUGGGCCGUGGAAGACGCCCUGCUCGGGACUGCAGUAGACUGAUCCCCACAGCAGGAUCUGCAAGAGGAGCGAGCUCGCGUUCCUCAGCGCGUAAAGCACUCCUCUGAAGCCAUUGAAUCCGUUGAGCCUGGAAUCCGUGAGCACUCUCUCGUCGUCGAACCGGAGCGAAGCUGGAUUGGUUUUUGUCUCCACCAGCACCCUGUUCUCCUCUUCCAGCCGCACAGCUUCUCUCCGGCAAACGGAGAUCGCCCUCGUCACCUUAACAAAGGAAAUCACGUAAAAGUUGGGACUUUGAGCGAAGGAGGAGAAAAGAAAGAGCGAAGGCCAGAAAACCAAUUCGGACCUGUAGGGUGAGGUGGGGAUUGGGAUUCCGGCGCCACUCUUCCAGGGAAGAGACCACGUGAGCUCCAUGGGAGUUGUAACUCUCCAUGCCUGAGAUGCCGAGCUUGAUCACAUGGCAGACAUCCCAAAGGAGGGAACUUUCGUCCAUGUACUCAUCGAGCCAUCUCUCGCCGGGGGGCAGGCGGAGCUUCUGCACCAGGCUGACGAGCUGGGAGUUAAGGGAUCGGAGGAGGGCGACGGCUCGCUGCAGGACAUGGAGAGACAUGAAGGCGUUCGACGCGAGGCAGCGGUCGAGCUCAUCGAGACCGGAGGAGAGAAAGGAGAAGAAGCUGCGGACGGCGUCGGAAGAAGGUCUCAUGGUGGUGGCGGUGGUGGAUGGAGGCGAGCUGUGGGAGGUGGAAUUAAGGAGAUGGUAAUGGGGUGGCCUGCUGCCCUGAAAGGGAUGGCUGGAGGACAAUGAUGGAUGUCUGCUGUGGGGGGAGAAAGGAUGAUGAGGAAUCUGCCAUGUUGCGUUGUUUAGUGGCAGAAAGGAGGAGGAGGUCAUGGAAUUCGGAACACAAGCCUCAUGAGUUCCAUUCAUUGCUCUCCUCUUCCUGGACUGCCUACUGUUGUGAGAUCGGUGGCUGCCUUUUCAACUCCUCUUGGUGCUGCAUCCUCAUGUUGGGGUGGGUGGAGUGGGGGAGGGGCAGCACAAUCUUUAGCUCCAAGCUGGGGACCAAGAACAGAGGGUGGAAGGAGGAGGGCCCUCUGAAUUCAAGUGCUGUGCUAGGCGCUCUCUCUCUCUCUCUCUCUCUUAGUGACAACUUUUGCUUGAUCAUGGUGAUGUUCAGCAGCUUGAAGACGAGUGGUAGGUAGUGAGAAGAGAGAAGAUUUAGAUCAAUAAAUGGGACAAAGCAGAGCUGUGCGAGGGAAUGAUGGGAUUCCAUGCACCAUCCAUGGCCUUUCUUCCACCACUCUGUAACUUCAGUGCUAUUAUGCUUCUUCCUUGACUUACUCUUUCAGGAACUUACCCAUAGGACUUAAUUGUUUGACGCAGGAUAAUUGUCUGUGUUACACGUGUUAUCUUGAAAAAAAUAUAUAGAGAGAGAGAGGAGUGCUCGGAUUUAUUUCA